Phlebotomus argentipes is the source of this 1458-nucleotide messenger RNA. Its product is annotated as probable cytochrome P450 6g2. Gene Ontology annotation, biological process: response to DDT; insecticide catabolic process. The record is from RefSeq and is a predicted model, not a curated record. The coding region runs from base 1 to 1458 and encodes 485 amino acids. Lineage: Eukaryota; Metazoa; Arthropoda; Insecta; Diptera; Psychodidae. The transcript is spliced from 3 exons. Gene Ontology annotation, molecular function: oxidoreductase activity, acting on paired donors, with incorporation or reduction of molecular oxygen; iron ion binding; heme binding.
AUGCCAGAAAGCACAAAUCGCCAGCCUAGUCAGCAUCUGUCGGCAUUCGUCCUGGGGAUUUUCACUUCCGCCAAAAUUCUUGCCACAAUUGUUCGAAUCAGUUUUCCUCAAUUUCUGUUGGAUCUCUACAAUCAUCCCAAGGGAAAAAAGGCCGCAUUGAUCGGAUUCUAUUUCUUCCACAAGCCUUGUCUCAUUAUUCGUGAUCCUGAGCUCAUUAAGAGGAUUGUGGUGAAGGAUUUUCCCCAAUUCAUGAACCGACGUAUGGCUUCAGAUCCUAAAAGUGAUCCAAUCGGGAGUAAUUCUCUUUUGGCCGCGAAAGGGGAAAUUUGGAAGAGUGUCAGAAGCAGUUUAAGCCCCGUUUUCACCACUCGUAAGCUGAAGAACUUCUUCACGCUCAUCUCAGACAGUUGUAAGGGUUUGGAAGCCAAACUGACCAAAGAUAUCCCUGCCAGAGGUUCUGCAGAGAUCAACACCAGGGAAUUGGCGGGAUUUUACACUCUAGAAACGAUCGCAACGAGUGCUUUCGGAGUGACAACUGAAGCCUUAACCAAUCCAAAUAGUGAUUUUGUUCGAAAAAUUCGUGAAAUUGUGAAUCCUUCGAGCUUUAUGCGUGUUCUGGAAUUCGGAGCAUGUUGUUUCUUCCCUGAGCUUGCAAAACUUUUCAAACUGAGAUUCUUGUCAAAGGAAACUGAGGACUUCUUCAGGACAACGAUUUCGGACGUGAUGGCGGAAAGGGUGAAGAGUGGAAUUGUGCGAAAUGACCUGAUCGACAUCUUCAAUGCGAUGAAGAAGAGCCAAAAGGAGGUUUUCCACAACGAUCUUUUACUUGGUCAAGCGGCGACCUUUUUGGUUGCUGGAUUUGAUACGUCAUCAUCAGCGCUGUCCUUCGCUUUGUACGAACUGGCCGGGCAUCAGGAUGUGCAGGAGAAGCUAAGGAGAGAACUAGAAGACUUCAGAGACAGUGGGAAAGAGAUGAAUAUUGAAAAUUUUAACAAUUUACAGUAUCUUCACAUGGUUUUCCAAGAAACCCUUCGACUCUACCCAAGUUCACCUGCCUUGACGAGGGUUUACGAGCCAACAAACGGGUCGAAUUCCUAUUCGUUGCCACCUCCUUAUAACUUCUCCAUUCCUCAAGGCACGGUGAUCUAUAUUCCGGCCAUCGCCAUUCAGAGAGAUCCAAACUUCUUCCCGGAACCGCUUUCUUUCCGUCCGGAGCGCUUCGCCGCCAACGCCGAACCUCCAAUUGAUCCAUGGCACUUUCUAAGCUUCGGCCAAGGACCUAGAAAUUGCAUAGGACUCCGCUUUGCAGCGUUGCAAGUGAAGAUGGGAUUACUUACAAUCUUGCUUAAGUAUCGCGUAUCUUUCUGCAAAAGAACUCCCAAACAGAUAAGGUUCAAGAGGAUGACAUUUCUUCUGUAUCCAGAAGAUCCCAUCUUUCUCACAUUCCAAGAAAUUUGA